This is a messenger RNA of Macrobrachium nipponense, 780 nucleotides long. RefSeq names its product scavenger receptor class A member 3-like. The record is from RefSeq and is a predicted model, not a curated record. Gene Ontology annotation, biological process: extracellular matrix organization. Gene Ontology annotation, molecular function: extracellular matrix structural constituent conferring tensile strength. Bases 136 to 561 code for a protein of 141 amino acids. The transcript has 3 exons. NCBI's taxonomy places the organism in Eukaryota, Metazoa, Arthropoda, Malacostraca, Decapoda, Palaemonidae.
CCAAAUACUUCAGAUAAGCUGGGGAACUUAAAGAUAGUUCUGUCACAGGCUGGAAAUUGCAAAAACACGGGAUGCAGCAACAGAUGCAGGAGACCUAGGAGAGAGAAGUGUACCAUCGACUACGACACCCUGCUCAUGCGUCUGACCUUUGUAGAGGAGAAACUGAGGGACCUGGAGAAGAUAGAGGCCAGGCUGAAGAUCUCCAUAGUGAUUCUACAAAGCAUCAAAAACGAUCCCAGAUUUCCAGGAUCUGUUGGAGACACAGGCGCCGCCGGGGUCAAAGGACCUCGCGGUUCGAAGGGCCCCACAGGAUACCCAGGAGUCAACGGGAUCUGCGUAACAAGAGCCUCACGGAACCCAGCCCCAGGGCCGAGAGGUCCCCCAGGGAACAAAGGGGACCCAGGUUACCCAGGGGAUAAGGUCUGCAACUGCGACGGUGAAAGAGGCGACGACGGAGAUCCAGGGGACAGUUUGACGGGUCUCCCAGGGGCCAGGGGGGUUAAGGGAGCCAAGGGGGAGAGAGGCCCCAUAAUUCACUAUCGUAAAAUCCAGCGAAAAUAAAAUAUACGGAGAGAAUUUGCUUUCGAAGUUUUUCCUGCAAGAGGAAAACUUUUUUUUUUUGUCAUAGAUUUAAAAUGAUGUCGAUUAGAUUGGUUGCAUAAAUAAACAAGCAUUUACUGCAAAAUGUAAUUUUAAUUCACAAUCACAUUAUAUUUAUGCAUAAUUCUCUCUCUCUCUCUAUCUCUUAUGAUUAUAUAUAUAUAUUACACACACACACAC